AAUUUAAAGAAGAUAAAAAUCGUAAUAUAAAUGUUCCUUUAUUUAGGCCAAUUUAUAAUAAACUUGUGAUCUAGAUUAUUCUCGUUGUAUAAUACGAACAAUAGCUCAAUAUUUUUUCUUUAUUAGAAAUUAAUAAUAGUGUAGAUACAAUUUUUAACAGUUCCCGCGCAUUGGUGAGUGAUUCCAUAUAUAUAUAUACCAGCAGUUUGGGUAGUCGCUUUGACAUUGAGUUUGUUUGCACUGUUUGUAACAUCUCACUAAGCGUUAAGCGAAUGUCUUUGAAUUGCACAAUUACUUUUUUAAGAGAUCGACAAUUUAUUUUACGAGUGAGUGGUUUUUAUUAGUAGUUUAGUUAGAUAAAUAAGUGUUUUAUCGUGUGCAAAUUCUAAACUACAUGAAACGUGAAGUUUUAAUACUAUUCUUUCAAAACAAAUUUAAAUAACGAUUUUUUUAGAACGAUAUAUAAGUGCUUUAAAGUAAUAAGAUAUGGGAUUUCUACUUUACACUCUAGUUUUAAUCACAUUCCUGGCAAUAUUAUGGAAAAUAAACUCUGUCGCGAGAUGUGUAUUGAAAUUUACUUUUUUUGGAAUAACCAGUAUGAUAUUUGCUUGCGCACCUAUUCCGUUAAUGCUUCUAAAACCCCGUGAUAGUAAAAAUGCUUUAAUACCUGCUGCACUUCUAAGAGCCACCGAAAGAAUUUAUGGUCUCUCUUAUAAUGUGGAAGGAACUGAAAACAUAAUUAAAGAUAGUGGUUGUGUAGUUUUAAUAAAUCAUCAAAGUGCUAUUGAUCUAUUUGUUUUGGCUUAUCUUUGGCCAUUAAUGCCAAAUUCUACUGUGAUAUCGAAAAAAGAAAUUUUUUAUAUCCAACCGUUUGGUUUAGCGUCGUGGUUAUGGGGAACUAUUUUUAUAAACAGGGUGAAUGCGAAAGACGCACAAUCAACUGUUAAUCAAACUGGAGAAAUUAUUAGGAGACGAAAGGCUCGUGUAAUGAUGUUUCCUGAAGGUACUAGGAAUUUAGGAAAUACGUUGUUACCGUUUAAGAAAGGGGCUUUUCAUUUAGCUAUCGCCUCUAAAGUUCCCAUUCAACCAGUAGCUGUGUCUAGAUAUUCAUUUUUAGGGAAAUUUAGAUUCGAUUCAGGGCACAUAACAAUAAGAAUUCUUCCAGCUGUUUCUACAGAAGGUUGUACGUCUGAUGAUAUACCAAAAUUGAUAGAUAAAACUUAUAAAAUGAUAUCAGAAAAUGUCAAUGAAAUUUCCUCAAAAAAUAACGUGAAAAACAAUUUAAAAACUAGCUGAGUGUUCAAUAUUUGAAAAACAAUUUUUUUUUAUUGUUAAAUUUUUAUUCUCAUGUUGUGUUUUAACUAAUUGUAGAAGAUUUAAUUUUGUUUAUUUAUUUUAAAAUAAAUUUUAAUUUAAUUUC
This is a messenger RNA of Diorhabda carinulata, 1420 nucleotides long. Its product is annotated as 1-acyl-sn-glycerol-3-phosphate acyltransferase alpha-like. The record is from RefSeq and is a predicted model, not a curated record. Bases 487 to 1296 code for a protein of 269 amino acids. Gene Ontology annotation, cellular component: membrane; endoplasmic reticulum. Lineage: Eukaryota; Metazoa; Arthropoda; Insecta; Coleoptera; Chrysomelidae. Gene Ontology annotation, biological process: phosphatidic acid biosynthetic process. Gene Ontology annotation, molecular function: 1-acylglycerol-3-phosphate O-acyltransferase activity. The transcript has 6 exons.